AACUGCAGGUGUUGUUUGUGUGUCGCUGAGGAAUUUAUUUAGGUAAGAAUGCAAGUUGAAUGUACGUGUUUAAAUAUACAAUUAAAUAUUUUUACUCGAUAAUGCACUGGUUUAUGGCACAGGAAAGCAGCUAAUCAUCAGGACUGGGACUUUAGCAAUUCUUUUGACUAACAUUUAGCAUUAUAAGAAUUGGGACAUUUAAGGGGGUUUUCGUUGGAACUUGUGAUCCGUGAAAAUGUUCAAGAAACGUCAACAAUAUCUUACUAAGUACAAAGAAGAAUCACACGUUCAGAAUGGCCAUGAUUUAUCCUUUUCAAAUGAAGACCACAAAGCAGCUCGUCGUUACUGUACAGAGUUGAAGUUGGCCCUCUUUUUGUUUUACGUUUCCUUCAUUAUCGUAUGCAGCAAACUGGUGCUUGUAAAUAGAGAAUUUUUUCAAAACUCAUAUGUUCAUUGUAAAACAUAUUGGGCCACAUCAUCAUUUGGGACAUACAGACUUCUUAGUGAUGAUAAUAAGAUCAAGAUAUCAGAGUUGCUUCUGACAUCCAACAGUGUUGUGAGAGAUUAUGUGGAUCAUUUGAAAUGGCUGUUAUUGCCAUUGCUUGCUGGAAUAGGUGUGACUAUUCUGACUUGGAAUAUAAUUUACAUUGACAGUUACAUUCCAGGUAUCAAUCCUCCCACCCCAUUCUCACCUACAAAAAACAGGAAACAACAUAGCUCCAGAUUCCCCUUGGUUUAUAUUAUAGCUAUUGUAAAUGGCUUCCUCGUCUUUCUUCUGAUGGUCUUCCAUUGGUAUUAGAGCUUCAUCAUACAAAGGCCCUGGAAGUAAUGUCAUUUGUCAUCACGUUAGAACGUCUGCAAGCCUGGUUAACAAAAGGAAAAUAUUGUGAAUUGAUAAAAGUAUGAUUUGUACUUACAAACUGACAUCUGAGGUGCAACUUUCAGUUUUACUUAACGUUAGACUAUUUUGCAGAGAAGCUAUUGCUUUAUCAGCUAAUAAGACUGAAAGUGGACUUCAGUAGCAUAUUCAGAAAAGACCACUCCCUCCUCCUCUUCAUGCCAUGACAGCUGACAAUAAAACCUCUACAGAAACUGAGUCCUGAAUUUUUUAUAGUAGAGAUAAGUUAUCAGCUUUCUUUCUUUCUUUGGAAGAACGUGAGUAUGUCAUGUUUUGUCGUGCAGUGUUAACUUGCAGAAUUGUACUGAUUUUAGCAAAAUACAUAUCUGGAUCCAGGCACUUGUCAGAUUUAGAAAGUUUGAUAUGGCAAGAGAGUACAUAACACAGUAAUGUAAUUGUAUAUUUGUUGUGGAAGAGCACAUUUUAGAUUCAUUGCUUUUGCAAUCAGACAUUAACAAUUUAACAAACAACAUUUGUUAAAUGUAAGUAAAUUGAAUACUGUAAUUAAUAUAUUGGUUGAGGUGUUGGAAAUAUUUUAGGUUCUUCCUCGUAGAGGUAAAAUAAAUUUACUUGAAUGGAUUGAACAUUGUAAUAUCAGUAUAUGAAUUAUGUAUGUAAAGCUUUGUAUACAUUAUCACUAUUGAGAGAAUAAAAUUUAAUUUUGUUAUGUUGUAUAAUGUAAGAAUGAUACAAGGAAUAUCUGCUUGUUUUGUCUUCUGAUAAUAUUAUAUGCAUGUCUUACAAAAUUGAAUCAUUUAUUUAUUUAAGAAUUUUGACAGAUUGGCUAGGAACUACUAAUAAUGAAAAAACUGCCACCAUCAGGAAUUACUCUUAAUACAGUAUGCAUUUAUAUGUCCACUGAUUAUUUAAGAUUGACGCUUUUGUAACACAUGAAAGAACUAAACAUUUUAUAACUAGCCCAGCUGUAUUAUUUUGUAUCAUUCAGAAUCACUAGUUUCAAAUUUUAUGUUUAGAAUGGACUUAUAAUUGCUGCCAGUGUUUAAAAAUUGUUUGUUAUGGAGAACAUAUUCGUAACCUUAUAUGAAGUUGUUUUAUUUGGUUCCAGAAUGUCGUAUAUUUUGCUUUGUUUUGACCCAGUUUUCUUCUUCACUAAACAAUAAACAUUGAAACUUGACCUGUUAAAUAAUGUUCUUCCAGUUACUUGAGUGGAAUCUUUUUCUAUACACCUUAUUUUGAAGAUCAGUUCCAUGUAAUCAUGUUCAGAAAGAGUGAAAAAUAUGUGUAUUUGUAAUAUUUUUUAUUUAUUUAUUGUUGUGAUUUCUAGAAUUUAGUGAACCUUCUUAAUCGUUAUUGUACCUGUGAGUUAUUAAAUAUUGUAUUGUAGGCCCAUUAUAACAGCUGACUAAUGUCUUUUGUUCUGCAUGUUGCUUUAGGAGUAAAGUUCUAUUUUCUGUUAUCAUCUGCUUCAGUGUCUCUUUUGAAAGUAUUGUCACUUUUCACAAUUUGUGUAAUAAUAAAAGAUGACCAAAAAGUACAUACAGUGCGGUUAAUAUUUAUUCUUUUUAUUAUCUGUUGUGUUUUAUUUUUGUAAUGUUAAAAUUGGUUUAUGUAGUGUGAUUUAUACUGUAUUUGUAUUUAUGUAGCAAAUAUAACAUAAUAAGUAUAAA
Zootermopsis nevadensis is the source of this 2526-nucleotide messenger RNA. Its product is annotated as ADP-ribosylation factor-like protein 6-interacting protein 6. The record is from RefSeq and is a predicted model, not a curated record. Lineage: Eukaryota; Metazoa; Arthropoda; Insecta; Blattodea; Termopsidae.